AUGAAAAAUCGACAAUCUUUGGAGAAGCAAGAAGCUGUGAGAACCAUCCUCGUGCAAUCAAAAUCCAGCAAUGACAGCUCCAUGGAAGAAGAAAAUUGUGACAACAGCUGCUACUACCCAGGUUGCAAGAAAGAUGCCAAUUGUAACUGUGAAAUUUGCUUGGACAGCAUCAAUGCCACCCUUGACCUCAUGCCCUUCAGCAUCCACAAAAGCACCCUCACUAAGCUCUCUGCUUCCAAACCCAGUGUUGAAUGCACUCCAAUCUCCUUUGAUGCUUCCAUUCUCUCCACACCCACAUCCAGUGCUUGCCACAUACCAUCCACUCCUGUCCUCAAAUCCAGUGCUAGAUCAGAUUUAAACCAGAAAAUGGAAAACCAGAAUAAGGGACAAGAGUGGUGUUUCUCUGGUGUCAAUCUCUUCAGAUUGCUACUGGGUUUGGGAUUUCUUUUAUCUGCAGAUGUUGUUUUCCCCUGGGUAGUUUCUGGGAUUUUUCAACCUUCUUUGUCACCGGAUGUAGUGAGAAAGGUUGGUGAGAAAUGUUUCCAAGUGCAAGAUUUGAAUGGAAAGUUGAGGUUUUUGCAGAAAGAGUUGGCAAGUGUUGUUGUUGGGGAUGUUUCAAGUUGCAGCUUUGCUGAUACCUUAUGGGAAAUCAAACAGGAUGGUUUGCUAUUGAAUUCAAGGUGCACAUUGUACAAAUCAGCAAUAGAGGAAGUAACAAUCUGGGGAUGGCCUCUUCAAACGGCAGGAUUACUCUCAACUGAGUUCUCUUUUCGAACAUUCACUGUCUUAUCAGGAAGAGUCACUGAGUGGAAUGGUGGACAAGUUGGCUAUUUGAUUCGAAAGGCCAAUACUUCAUGGGUACAACCAAAAUGGGGUGCCUCCGUUGUGCAAUUAGACCCUAAUACGUGGGUGCUUGAAUAUCGAAGGAGUUCUAUUUUUGAUGGUACAAGCUUGUAUUCAGCAGCAUUGGAGUUCCUCAAACAUAGGAUUUCAAAAAUUAUUGGCAGGGUGAAGAAAGAUUUCUGGUUCCUUGCUGCAUUUGAAGAUAACCAGCACAAAUGGUUCACAGCAAACAAUAGGCAUAAAAUCCCAACUUGA
Messenger RNA from Gastrolobium bilobum, 1098 nucleotides. RefSeq lists its product as uncharacterized. The coding region runs from base 1 to 1098 and encodes 365 amino acids. The transcript has 3 exons. Gene Ontology annotation, cellular component: endoplasmic reticulum. NCBI's taxonomy places the organism in Eukaryota, Viridiplantae, Streptophyta, Magnoliopsida, Fabales, Fabaceae. The record is from RefSeq and is a predicted model, not a curated record.